Messenger RNA from Artibeus jamaicensis (Jamaican fruit-eating bat), 935 nucleotides. It is a transcript of the gene LYRM7, whose product is annotated as LYR motif containing 7. NCBI's taxonomy places the organism in Eukaryota, Metazoa, Chordata, Mammalia, Chiroptera, Phyllostomidae. The record is from RefSeq and is a predicted model, not a curated record. The transcript is spliced from 5 exons. Gene Ontology annotation, biological process: mitochondrial respiratory chain complex III assembly. Bases 288 to 566 code for a protein of 92 amino acids.
GCCCCUAACUAACAUGGCGUCCAGGUGAUUUCCGUUCUCCUCACGCCUAGAAGGGACUUCGGAGGCUUCUCGCGGUUUUACCGCACUCAGACGUCUACGUUCUUCAAACUCCCCUCACACCGAGUCCUUGGAAGGCGGGGCUACAAAGGGAAUCCUGCGUGGUGAUUGGUUGCGGUGGCUUCGGUGCAUAGUUACCGGAGUUGGCCGGCGCAGGCCAAAGCGGGAUUGGUUGCUGGAGGCGGGACGAGUAGACUGCUGGAGAGGUAGCCGCUGCGGUGAGGAGAGACAUGGGUCAGGCAACCAAGGUUUUACAGCUCUUCAAAACAUUGCACAGGACCAGACAACAAGUUUUUAAAAAUGAUACCAGAGCAUUAGAAGCAGCCAGAAUAAAAAUAAAUGAAGAAUUCAAAAAUAAUAAAAGUGAAACUUCUCCUAAGAAAAUAGAAGAGCUAAUAAAAAUAGGUUCUGAUGUGGAAUUGUUACUCAGAACAUCUGUUAUACAAGGUAUUCACACAGAUCACAAUACACUGAUUUCUUUGAGGACAACAGUAACAACAAAAAGAUGACCUUAACAAUUUUGAAAGGCUUUUUUUCCCUUUAAAGUAAAUGAUUGAAGUAUAACAUGCAAACAGAAAAGUGUCCAGUUUGUAAUUGUAUAAUCAGUGAAUUUUCAUAAAGUGAAAUAUUUGUGUAACCAACAUCUACGUCAAGCUCUGUGAUAUAAUACUACCAGUUCCCCAGACGCCCCUCCUGGCCCUGUGUCCCUGCCACACACUCCCUCCCCACGAGUAUAACCACUGUUCUCACUUCUAACACUGUCACUUUUUAACUUAAUAAAGUGUUUUAACUUUACACGAAUGGCAUCAUACAGCAUUACUGUUUUGUCUGGCAUCUUUCUCUCUACAUUUGUGAAAAUCAUCUAUAUUUGUGGUGAA